AUGGAAGGGUGUUUGGUUUUGGUUGUUUUACUGCAAUCCCUUUCCAUGGGAGCUCAGGCUGUGGCAUCCAAUAGUAGCUCUGCUGAUGAGGCUGCUCUAUUGGCAUUGAAAGGAGCAAUCACAUCCGACCCCUUUCUCAUCUUGUCCAAAAACUGGUCUCUCCAAACUCCACACUGUGAUUGGAUUGGCGUUACUUGCAACGCUAAGCACCAAAGAGUGACCCAAUUGAAUCUCUUCAAUAUGGGUCUCAACGGCACCAUUCCUGAGGCGAUUGGUGGCCUCUCAUUCCUUUCAACUUUCAACAUCAGCAGAAAUAGUUUCCAUGGCCAUGUCCCAGACAGCAUUGGAUUCUUGACCAAACUCCAGACUUUGGAUAUGUCCUACAACCAUCUCUCUGGAAAGAUUCCUGCAACUUUGUACAACGUUUCUUCCUUGCUUUUAAUAGACUUGGCAUACAAUCAUCUCUCAGGGACGCUCCCAGGGGGCAUUUGUGAUAACUUCAGGCUGCUACAAGGCUUGCAUCUUUCAGCCAAUCGAUUGAGUGGAGAUUUGCCUUGGACAAUCUUCAAUAUUUCAUCUUUAAUAAAGCUUAACCUUCAGAUGAAUGAACUCUCUGGAAUUCUUCCAAAUGACCCUUGUUAUCUCCUUCCACAAUUGGAGAUUCUGGCUAUUGGCGCAAACAAUAUGCAUGGAGAAAUCCCUCAAGCUCUAUCCACUUGCAGGAAACUUCAAGUACUUACCAUGUCUAAAAAUGAACUCUCUGGAAGAUUACCUAGCGACAUCAGUAACAUGUCAUCUCUUCAGGAACUUUAUCUUGCAGGAAUGAAUUUGACAGGAUACUUGCCAAAAGAGAUUGGAAAAUUGUCAAAUCUUCGAGAGCUUAUACUUUUUAGAAACCGCUUGACGGGUACAAUACCCCCUUCAAUUGGCAAUAUAUCGACUUUGGAGGAUUUUUUUGUUAGUGAAAACAAUUUGGAUGGUAAUAUUCCUCCAGAGCUAGGAAGGCUAUCAAGUCUUAAAGGAUUAUCACUUAGUUCAAAUAAUUUUAGUGGUGAAGUACCAUCCACCAUUUUCAACAUCUCCGGAUUACAAACGAUUGAGUUGUCAACAAAUAAGCUUGUUGGCAAUCUUGAAGCAGGCCUAAGACACUGGAUUUCCCCAAGUCUUGAAGAACUUCGUCUCAGCGAGAACAAAUUCAGUGGAACCAUUCCUAGCACUAUAUCAAAUGCCUCCCAACUCAUAGUGCUUGAUAUUGGGCAUAACAUGUUCAGUGGCCAUGUACCUUUGGUGGUUGAAAAUCUACAACUUCUUCAAUAUUUUAUCUUAGAAGAAAACCAUAUCACAAAUGACCCAUCGACCAAUGAACUGAGCCUACUUACUUCAUUGUCGAAAUGCAAGAAUUUGAAAAUGGUUGUUUUGGCUGACAAUCCAUUCAGCACAGUUCUUCCCAACUCGUUAGAUGUUGGCAAUAAGUCGUCGUCAUUGAAAAUCUUGUAUGCAGAUAAUUGUCAUUUUAAAGGCAGCAUACCUAGUGGAAUCAGCAACUUAUUCAACAACUUGAUUUCUUUGGACUUGUCCCUAAACAACCUCUCAGGUUCGCUUCCUGGAACAUUGGGUGAGGAUGUCUUGGAGCUGGACUUGUCGUCCAAUUUUCUUAGUGGUUCUCUGUCUCCUGAAAUUGGAAGUAUGCAUAACAUGGACCAGUUAUAUCUGUCAGGUAACCAAUUUUCUGGAGAAAUUCCUUCCACCAUUGGGCAACUUCAGAAUUUGCUUAUUCUAUCUCUAUCAUCAAAUAGGCUUCAAGGUCCUAUUCCUCAGUCAUUUGAUAGUCUCAUAAGCUUGCAAGCAUUAGAUUUAUCUAAUAAUAGCCUCUCUGGUGGUAUUCCAAAGUCGAUGGAGAAGCUCAAAUAUCUAGUGUAUCUGAAUCUGUCUUUCAAUUCCAAAUGGUGGACCUUUUGCAAAUCUUAG
This is a messenger RNA of Ipomoea triloba (trilobed morning glory), 1968 nucleotides long. RefSeq names its product probable LRR receptor-like serine/threonine-protein kinase At4g36180. The record is from RefSeq and is a predicted model, not a curated record. Bases 1 to 1968 code for a protein of 655 amino acids. The transcript has 4 exons. NCBI's taxonomy places the organism in Eukaryota, Viridiplantae, Streptophyta, Magnoliopsida, Solanales, Convolvulaceae. Gene Ontology annotation, molecular function: protein binding.